UCUUAAAUAUUCUCCAUCCAGUCACACUCCGUUAGAUUACAGUGGUCUUGUUUCGCAGAACAAAUCUACUGAUAAUUUCAUUACAAGGCACGUUUUCUUUCCAUUGGGAAUGUCAUUUUGGAAUGAUUUAUUUUAUUUGAUGAUCUGUUAUAAUUAAUAUUUACCAUCGUAUAAUGUUAGUCCCCGAUACGUGUUGCUUCCCAAUGGAAUAAAUCUAUCGCGUUUCUUUUUACGGAGCACCCAUGAAAUCGGAUGAAUACUUUUACGUCUUUGCGAUCUCUGGGGACACCGGGGAUUGCCACAUGUAAACCACAGCAGCGGUGAGGGAUUCCCUGUUCCAAGGAAUGUGACCCUUCGCAUCUGAAUGCGUGUCUUCGGUAUCGCCGCUUCCCUGCUUUGCUUUUUGCGCUCGAGAGGAAAGUUGCGUCUGUCCCGGUGCGUAGGAGAAUUCUGCGCCAUACUCCAGAAAAUACUGUCCUUCCUCCAUGGGACUUAAACCCAGAACAUCUCUCUUCUUUGGGAUACUCUGUACUAGAGAUUGUUUUUUUAAUCAAUUCUUAUUUCCUCUGUCUUUGGAUCAGGAUUACAGUCUGAUAACCUCCCUGCAUCCUGUAGGCGACUUUUAAAUUUGGUUUUGGCCAAAGCAGUAAUGGGGGGCUUGUGGAAGUAUUAUUUUGGAGUUUUCGUGAUUUCGUACAAGAUAAACCUGGCAAGUGCAGUAAUUUUAGAGUCUAUCUAUUGGAAUACAACGAACACCAAGUUUGUUGCCGGACAGGGCAUGGUGCUGUACCCCCAGAUCGGGGACAAGAUGGACAUUGUGUGCCCACGUGUUGAGGGUUGGGAGGGUGAGGGGGCAGAGUUCUACAAGCUGUAUAUGGUUCAGAGAGCACAGUUGGAGAGCUGCACCAUCACCAAAGCCGACACGCCGCUGCUGAACUGCGUGAAGCCUGAACAGGACGUCAAGUUCACACUCAAGUUUCAAGAGUUCAGUCCCAACCUGUGGGGUCUCGAGUUCUUUAGAGGCAAAGAUUAUUACAUCAUCUCCACAUCUAAUGGCUCCCUGGAAGGACUGGAGAACCAGGAAGGAGGUGUGUGCAAGACCAAAUCUAUGAAGAUCGUCAUGAAAGUUGGCCAAAGUCCCAGUUAUCCAGUUUCAUCCAAAGAUUAUCCUACCAGACAUCCGCCCCGGUACCGAGAGGGACUGGGGAAGGUCUCUCACAAGAAGCUGAAUGAUUCAGUGGAGAAGCACGGGGCUUCGCAGCAGGAAGGUGAGACCAGUGGAAAGGGUGGCAGGUCGACCAGUGUCAUUGGCUCUGAGGUGGCACUGUUUGUAGGUGCUGUAUCUGGCAGCGUGAUCUUCAUCAUCAUCAUCGUCACCCUGGUGGUGGUGCUGCUGAAAUAUCGGCAAAGGCACCAUAAGCAUCCACCCCAGCACACCGUCACUAUGUCACUUAGAUCCCUGGCAACACCCAAGCGUGGCAACGGUGGUCAUAGCAAUGGCUCCGAGCUGAGUGACAUCAUCAUUCCACUCAGGACUGCUGACAGCAUCUUCUGCCCACAUUAUGAGAAGGUGAGCGGUGACUAUGGCCACCCUGUUUACAUUGUUCAAGAGAUAGCCCCCCAGAGCCCCACUAAUAUCUACUAUAAAGUGUGAGCUCCACCAGACUGAGCGUUUGAUUUUUAAAGAUUAUUAUUGUGGGACUCAUAAUUGUCAAGACACUGGAAGACUGGCACGUUGUUGCCAUUGCCGGAGCUCCUUCCUGGUACGACCUGUCAUGCUAAGAAUGCCGAAUGUUACCCUUGGCUUGGACACUGACCUGUGAAGCACAGAUGAGUGAAGGACUGUGAAAGGUGCAUUUCACUCUGGGAAUAUCCUUCAAACACAACGUUUGCCUAGGAUGUAAAAACAGAGAAAUGCAAUAGAGGAAUGGGUAAUCAUUUACUAAUUUUAAUAACAGUUGGUCUUUGGUUGAUCAUUUGACGCUUUCUAGAGAUGAUCCGGAGAGGAAUUGUGGGGAGAAAACAAGUUAUAGAGACACUGAAGUGGGAGUCCCAAUGUUUGUGCCUAUCUCAUGAAUGUAUUUCACUCAUUAACAGUUAGUGCAAUGCUCGUCAGAUUGAAGUUCUGUUUCCUUUCUGUUUGCUGCCUUUAUAUUGACUCUAACAACAUGCAGAGUGCGAAUGUUCUCCCUGUGUUCUCCUUGUGUUCUCCCUCUGUUCUCUCUGUGUUCUCCCCGUGUUCUCCCUCUGUUCUCUCUGUGUUCUCCCUCUGUUCUCCCUGUGUUCUCCCUCUGUUCUCCCCGUGUUCUCCCUCUGUUCUCUCUGUGUUCUCCCUCUGUUCUCCCUGUGUUCUCCCUCUGUUCUCCCUGUGUUCUCUUUCUGUUCUCCCUGUGUUCUCCCUGUGUUCUCCCUCUGUUCUCCAUGUGUUCUCCCUCUGUUCUCUGGUUUCUCCCCCACAGUCCAAAGAUGUAGAAUUGGGCUAAUUGAUGUCUCUAAAUUGCCCGUAGUGUGUGAUUAUAUGUGGGUGUUUGUGCCAUGCGAUGCACUGGUAUCCUGUCCAGGGUGUACCCCAGCCUUGUACCCUAUGCUGCUAGGGAACGGAUCCACCCUCCACCAUAAGGGCAAAGGCUCCACCCUUCGCUAUAAUGGAAAGGCCCCAUCCUCCACCAUAAUGGGAUAAGUGAUUAGAAGGUGGAUGGAUUAUAUAACCAUUCAUUUAGUCUUUACAAGUCGACAUUUAUUCACUUUCGUUUCAGCACUUUCCAUUGAAGAUUUCUGUAAUUAAACCCUAUUGAGGAGAGGGUUAGAAGCUUAGAGAGAAGAUUCACAUGGAAGGGGAGAGAGUAAAAGACUGGAGAAUUAUCAAUGCAGGAAAAACCUGGAAGAAUGAAGAAGUGCACUCAUACAGUAUCUCUAUGAUUGUGAGUUACAGGAUAUUACUUUGUGAGAAUUUGGGCAUUUUUAUUUCUGUUGUAUUGUCACAGUCGAUUUUGGGUCUCGUAUCAGGCCAGGAAACGAUAUGAUCCAGGUUUUGGGCUGGUAUCAGCCCAUCCUUGUGCCCUGUACCCACAAAGAGAAAUAUAGUGCGAAAUCAGCAGAGCAACCUCAAUCACAUCGAGUUUCGUACGGUCUGAGUGAACUUCCCUCUAAAGGAUCUUCCCUGAUGGAGAAAAUAAUUGAGUUCAAGAGUCAUACAAUAAGAAGUUUCCUUCCUUUCACUGAAUUUCAUUUCAGAUAUUAGAACCCUGGUAAGAAAGGAAAGCUGCCGCAGGAAGUUAGUUUAGCGCACGGUUCUGUGCUGUGUGGUCAAACACAGGUAACCUGGCCUUUCAAUAUAGUCACUCCUUUGAUUUUGAUACGUCGUAGAGGGUAAAGGAAGACGCAAACAAAUCUAAUGAAUUUAUUUAAGAUUUAGAGAGCACUUUUUUAUCUGAAUAGGUAAAGUAUAAAUAAUGCAUUGUGGUCUUGCUCUGUGUCCCUGUGAAUUUUCAUAGCGUAUCCCCACAGACACUAAGCUGCCUGUUUACAACCACAGGGCCGGUGAUGGAAGGGUUCAGGUGCUGUGGGAGUUUCUGUAAGUGCUUCAAAACCAAACAAUGUCAGUAGCUUCUCUCAUCCAGUCAGGGGCUCCGAACUGGUGGUGUUGCAGACUAGCUGGAUCCAUCCAUUGUCAAGCUUAUUCCACUCUACUGUAGCAAUUCCCAAGCGAUUGUGGGACAGAUUCCACUCUGGGAAUUUGUUUAGGCGAGGGCAUGGGCGUGUGUUUGUAUACCUUCUCUUCAAGCAGAUUCCUUAUUUUUAUAUGAAUUAUUUCCCUUUUUAUUCCAUUCAUGGUUUCACACCACCUAAUUCACAGAUGUCGUAAAAACAGUAUAUGGAGAAACUGCGGAAAUCACAUCGGUGAACAACUUUCCAGCAUUCGCUUGGAAUGGUUUACAUCAUAUAGCUGAACGGUCACUCUGUCACUCUAUAUCAAUAUACUAAGAAGGUGGGCCUUGGGUAACUAGUUUGCUGCUCUGAGGCCAAAUUUCUGCAAAUAUGCAAUUUUUUUUAAACAAUAUUCUGUACCCAAGUAAGUGUUCUUAAACCAUUGUUAAUAAGCUUAACAUAUGAUUAUACUCUUUCAACCUGCUGUUUAGCUUUAGUGAAAUUUUUAUCAUUCACUACAUUCAAUAAUUUGAUUAUGUGCCAUAACUUUAAGUAAACUGUGAAACAAUUUUAAACCAUUUUUUUAUAUGUAUAUUUAAUGCCACAACAUUUCUUCAAAAUUGCCAAUUUUUUUGGCAGAAUAUGACAAUCUUGUUAGUUUCUUUACAUCUGAAGUCCUUACCCAACUAAUACAUAAUAUUCUCCGACCAUUAAGGGCCAUUAUAUAGCAUUCAUUCAUGAAAUAUUGCCGUGAUGUUAUGCUUUAGUUGGGAUUUGCUUCUUCAGACUACUGUGGGAUGCUGUGCUUAUAUGGCUAGUGCAGGUCUGAACUCUGCACCAUGCAGUAUUUAAGAAACUGUAUGUACAUGUGUGCAUCAUAUCUAUAUCUAUAUGUGAUAUAUAGAUAUAAUCUAUAUGAAAUAUGAAUUAUGACAGCCUUAUUAAAGUUUAUAGAACACUAAAGAGGAACAAACAAUAUACAUAACAGUAUGUAAGAGUCCACUUUUUAGGAAGCAGGCUGUGUAAAUAUUUAAGACAUUGCCGAAAAAUGUUUUUAAGAUUCUUUUGUAAAAAUGACAGUUUUUUUGUGAUGUAUUUUCACUAGAUUCUCCCCUGUCCCUUUGCAUUGUUUCAUGGAAAUUCUUUAAAAAUAGUAAAUAAAAAAGAAACCUUUGUCAGGCUGACUGUUGCAUACUUGUGCCAUGGUUGUGGUGCUUAUUUGUUUAAUUUUGUUACAUAAUGGUAUGAAACAGCUGUACAUUCUUGUGCUUGUUUUGUACAAUCUGUUCUUUGCAGUUUUUUCCCUUCAGUUCAGAGGCCAGGCUGUGCAACAUUUAAACAACAAAUAAAUAAAAAUUCCGCACUUUCCUGUUACAGACGUCCCAAUAA
Molecule: messenger RNA, 5037 nt
Organism: Brienomyrus brachyistius
Lineage: Eukaryota; Metazoa; Chordata; Actinopteri; Osteoglossiformes; Mormyridae
Product: ephrin-B2a-like
Exons: 5
Coding region: 650-1654 (334 amino acids)
Biological process (GO): blood vessel morphogenesis; ephrin receptor signaling pathway; axon guidance
Cellular component (GO): plasma membrane
Molecular function (GO): ephrin receptor binding
Source: RefSeq, a predicted model, not a curated record